GGCCACUUGGUUUGUAGGAGGGGCUGCAAGCCUCUGGCUCUCCACCUCCCUCCCCCUGGCCGAUCACAGGACCACUACUACUGCAGCUCCACUGGUGGUGCUGGGAGAAGAGAGGAGAAGAGAGCAGAGGAGAGCAGACGCACAGACAGACAGACACGCUUGCCUAGUGCCACACAGCAGGAGCCAGCCUGACUCACGUUCUGACUCAACCCUAUCAUCUCUGCCUGUACCUGUACUCAACUCUACUCAACUCUACAACCACCCUGACAAAUCACCCUGUCCCCUCCUCCUUUUGCCUUCUGAGGACCUUAAAUUAGUUAACCACGAGUGACAGAGAGGAUUCUUUGGGGGUCUCAAACUUUGGAACUAAGUCAAACGAAACGGUUAAGGAGCACUGCCUGCUUUUUCGUGCGUCAGUUUCACAGGAGUUUGCUCCUUUUAAGAGACAACACCUACUGCGCAAGAUACCUUCUUUUUUAAAAUAAAAAAAAGAGGUUGCUGAUUUCCGGAGUGCAUUCUUCCAACAUUGAAUAUUGAAUGAGAAGAUGCUCAAUGCUGCUGGGACGCUGCUCUUGGGUUGUUGCCUGACCCUGGGACUUGGCUACAGGAUGGCUCCACCGGCAUCCUCCAACUCCAACUCCAACGGGGGGAAGAGGCAGUUUCAGAUCCAGAACGGGCCGUGCAGCUACACGUUCCUGCUACCGGAGCAGGACAACUGCAGGUCAUCAUCAUCAUCAUCAUCAGGUGCGGCUGCUGCUCCUGCUGCUGCUGCGGAGCCAGACAACAACCAGGUGCAGAAGGACGACCCGGACGACUACGAGUCCGUCCAGAGGCUGGAGCAGCUCGAGGGGAUCAUGGAGAAUAAUACCCAAAGGCUUCUGCAGCUGGAGAACUACAUCCAGGAGAACAUGAAGCAGGAGAUUGCCCAGAUACAGCAGCACGCGGUGCAGAACCACACGGCGGCCAUCAUCGAGAUAGGCACCAACCUGCUCAGCCAGACCGUGGAACAGACACUGAAGCUGACCAACGUCGAAGCACGGGUCAUCAAUCAAACCACUCAACUGCAACUUCAGCUUCACGAGAACUCGCUGUCCACCAACAAACUGGAGAAGCAGAUCAUCCUCCAAACCAACGAGAUCAGCAAGCUGAACGAAAAGAACAGCUUCCUGGAGAAGCGUGUGCAGGAGAUGGAGGACCAGCGCGUGACGGAGCUGAAGGGCCUGCGUGCGGAGAAGGAGCAGCUGAAGCAGCUGGUGCAGCGCCAGACGGCCGUCAUCUCCACGCUGGAGACGCAGCUGCUGCACGCCGCCACCAACAGCAGCGCACUGCAGCAGCAGCAGCAGGAGCUCAUGGACCUGCUCAACAACAUCAUCGCCACAUCCACCAUGAUGAGGCCUGCCAUGCUGCAGGACGGUGCAGCUGUCCCGACCGUGUUCAGAGACUGCGCAGCAGUGUUCAAAUCUGGCAACACAAAGAGCGGGGUCUACACACUGAAUCUGCCUGGUGUUUCACAGCCUGUCAAGGCCUAUUGUGACAUGGAGACGGACGGAGGUGGAUGGACAGUUCUUCAGAAAAGGUUCGACGGACAUGUUGACUUUCACCGGACGUGGAAAGAGUACAAAACGGGUUUUGGGGACGUCUCAGGAGAGCACUGGCUUGGGAACGACUACAUUGCACAGAUGACGGCCGAUCACACACACGUCCUGAGGAUCGACAUGGAGGACUGGGAGGGCAGCUCUGCAUUCUCGCAGUACGACGAAUUCUCAAUCGGAGACGAAUCGCAAAAUUACAGGAUAUACCUAAAGGGCUACAGUGGAAGUGCCGGAAAAAUCAGUAGCCUUGGUCAGCCCGGAAGUGACUUCAGCACAAAGGAUGCGGACAACGACAAAUGCGUGUGCAAGUGUUCACAGCUGACCUCAGGAGGAUGGUGGUUUGAUGCGUGCGGCCCAUCGAACCUGAACGGCAUAUACUACCAACAGGGCCAGAACACCAACCGCUUCAACGGGAUCAAAUGGUACUACUGGAAAGGCUCCGGCUACUCACUCAAGGCCACCACCAUGAUGAUCCGACCAGCCGACUUCCAACAGACUCCUCUCAAGUGAAAAAAGUAAAACGCUCCAAGACUUGAGGAGAAGCGAGACUGACACGACGACACAAGUCAAAAAAUGUCCAGCAGUUAGUUGCCAGGUUGUGCUGGUGCAGAAGACGGAGGAGAUGCCGGUGACUUUUCAGAGACAAAAGAACAUUGUUCCUGAAAGGACUGAUAAUGGCCAACGACAGCACUUGAGAUGGAUGGAGUUACAGACUCAUGAGGGUUUGGCUGGUCAUGCCUUCGUGAAAAUUAACGUUUUGCGUUUCUGACGUAGUGUGUCUUUCUUCCCUAGAGUGGCAUUACAGCAUUUAAUUUGCCAAAUUAUUAAGACAAAAUACUUUUUACAGACAGUCUCAGCGAUCAUUCUUUCGGAAGCAUAUUUAUUUAUUUCAGAGCACAUUGUAAAUAUGUUGAUUUCCUGAUUUUAUGAGGGUUUUAAAACCCAGAAAUUAACCAUGGUACAGAGAGUAAAACCUUGAGCAUAUUGUAGUGUAAAAACAAAAGAAACAAAUUGCACAGAGACCAGCCUGGUCCAGCCUUCUUGGUAGCAGUAAACACUUUAUGGCACACGGUUUGUGUCCUACGUUAUAGCACCCCAGUCCCCAAAAAUGUAAACGUGUCCCCAUAGGGGCAUAUUACAGGUUUUGUAGGGAAUGCCAUCGUUACAUUUGUUUGUAACACUGGAAAUAUAUUUAAUUGAAAGAUUAUUCUUCUGUUGCUGCUGCUGUUGAUAGCCUAAAACUGUACAAAUGAUCGCGCAAAAACAAACGUUCUGCUGUUAGGGCUUAGAACUUUUAGGUGUUAGUUAUGAAGUAAGCAAUUAAUCAUUCAUUUCAGAAAUAGCUUUCUUUGUUUUCAGUGAUAACUUUCUGUACUUUCCUCUGUUUACUGAACUCUUUAUCAAUUAGAAUUUUAUAAUUUAUUUCUGUUUUAUUUUGAAAUGACAGUUAUUGUUAAUUUAUUUUUUACAUUCUUCUUUAGGGUUUCUUAUCUCUGCCUGGUUUUGAAUGUUCAUAAACACAUUUUUUUAAAGUGCCCGGAUAUUGGAUCAAAGUUGUCAAUGUGUUAAUCUGUUGUUUAUAAUGUCUAGUUUACAUGAAAUUUUACAUGAAAAGUUUUUGAACUGAUCAUUUACAAAAAAUGUGUUCACAUUCAGUUUUUGUAAAGACAAGUAUAAUAAACAACAAACAAAACAAUAAAACAAUCCAUGUAUGAU
Molecule: messenger RNA, 3308 nt
Organism: Engraulis encrasicolus (European anchovy)
Lineage: Eukaryota; Metazoa; Chordata; Actinopteri; Clupeiformes; Engraulidae
Gene: angpt2a
Product: angiopoietin 2a
Exons: 9
Coding region: 546-2102 (518 amino acids)
Biological process (GO): Tie signaling pathway
Molecular function (GO): receptor tyrosine kinase binding
Source: RefSeq, a predicted model, not a curated record